CGGCUCGGGACACAUGAAAAAGAACAAACUCAAGUUAUGCUGACCAUCAGUAGACCACGAAGAAUCGAUUAGCCAUCCGAGAAGUCGCCCUGCCAUAUAAAGGAAGAAAAGCUCACCCCUAACAGCCUCAUGCACAUCUUCUUGAGCAAACCCCCCCCGGCACUCGAACGUGACCAGAAACGCCCAUCCUUCCAAAACAACAAUCAAGUUCCAAGAAUUCACCUUCUGGAGAAAUCAAAAUGACUAUCAAACUUCCCCUCCUCGCCCUUCUCAUCCUCACCGCAAGCCCAGCCAUCGCCCUCCCCAACAACCCCGGCCCACUCCAACAGCUCAUGGACCCCCAGCAUCACCCCCAAGAACAACCAAUCACCCCCUGUCCCGCCCACCAACACCAACAACCCCACAACCUCUACAUCACCUACAGCCAAUGCUACCACCUCAUCCACCCCGACUUCGGCCCCCUAGUCGACAGCACCUGGGGCAACGACGCGCAGCCCUGGCAAUGGCUGGCCUUCAAGCAGGGCCAAACCCCGCGGCGCCUGCAGGUGUGCCGUACCGUCGACUGCGACGACGACGACGGGCCCGUCGAGAACCACGGCACCUUCUACCUGCGCGACCUGCGCGGCUCGCCCAAGUCCCAGUGGGCCCCGCGCUUCCUGAACGUGUUCGAGGGCCUCCAGAGCCAGGUGUGGCCCGACGCGCAGGACGGGCUGGGCAAGCGCGCGCGCUUCACGGCGUCGACGGUCCCCCACGGCGACUGGCUCCGUCUGCGGCUGGCGGAGAGUUCCUCCGGGUUCAAUGGGUUGCAUGUUAACUCGGAUAGUUGGCCGGAACAUAGUUAUGUCUUUACGGAUCGGGUGGAUAAUAGUUUGAGUUUUUGGUUUGUGCGAUGCGAUGGUAAGCAUGAUGGGGACGAUAACGCAGAGGGAAAGGAGGACUAGAGGAUUAGAGGGAGGUGGAAGUUGGGGAAUGCUUUGUGCUUUGGGAUCUGAU
Messenger RNA from Aspergillus uvarum CBS 121591, 993 nucleotides. RefSeq lists its product as uncharacterized. NCBI's taxonomy places the organism in Eukaryota, Fungi, Ascomycota, Eurotiomycetes, Eurotiales, Aspergillaceae. The transcript has a single exon. Bases 240 to 941 code for a protein of 233 amino acids. The record is from RefSeq and is a predicted model, not a curated record.